Molecule: messenger RNA, 2274 nt
Organism: Cucumis sativus (cucumber)
Lineage: Eukaryota; Viridiplantae; Streptophyta; Magnoliopsida; Cucurbitales; Cucurbitaceae
Product: mitochondrial carnitine/acylcarnitine carrier-like protein
Exons: 3
Coding region: 1262-2152 (296 amino acids)
Biological process (GO): mitochondrial L-ornithine transmembrane transport
Molecular function (GO): L-ornithine transmembrane transporter activity
Source: RefSeq, a predicted model, not a curated record
UUUUUCAAUGAAUGGUUUCUUCUUUCUGGUUACCCAGUUGAGAAACGACUUCUACACUCAAGUUCCAAUACGUUACCAAUCUUUAGAUUUCUCUUCUUUCAAAUGUUUAAGCUGGUUGUAUGGGUUCGGAAGUAGUUUAAUUUUCAGGAUAUUCUGGAGCUAUCAAAUAGUUUUCAUGCAUUCUGAUUUGUUACUUAUAUUUUUCCGAUGAUUCUACUAUGUGCAUAGAUCUCGUAUUAUGGAAUUGCUGUUUUUUCUUUUGAAGAAACAAGGAGAUUUCUGUAUGGAUGACCCAUCUUAGCGGCUUUAUUGUUGAAUGACCUCAUUCGAGAAAAUCAAUGAGAACUACUGUUUUUCUUAUGAUAUUAGAGCACUCCACUAUCCCAUUAUCGUGUUAGUCUUGAUGUGAUUUUCAUUUUUAGUCUUAGUUGGCUGACUGUUGAUUUGAAAGAAAAAAAAUGGUUGACUUUUAAAAAGAUCUCGACUGAAAUAAAUAUUGCGUUAGGGCUUUGAUUGCUGUGUGAUAGGAGUCCCUAAUGCAAUAGUGCCAUGUGACAUCAAUAGAAUGUUUGUUUUCCUUUGUUUUCUAGGAUUGAGUAAUUCCGUAUUAAUCCUUCUAGCAUUGGAUCAUUUGUAUAAAAAUCUCAAAAACAAUGUCGUCGUGUAAGUAUUUUAAAGCAAACCUGGCUCUUCCACUUAGAAAUAAAAGUCAAGAUUUUUCCAUCUCGUUCUGCAUGGUUGAUGAGGCUGAAAUUCUGACAAACUUGACAGUGUAGAUUAAUAUUUUGGCAAAUCAGUUGUCAUAUUACUAAUGUGAUCAUGUUAAUUUCUAAAGCUUGUUCAAAGUCGUUUGUGGUUUGUUAGACGGCAAUAAGUGAUCAUUACUGAUAUUAGGCAGGAAUUUAUAUGAUGUACUGCCGUGUGGGUUAAGAAGUAGGUAACUUUGAAAAGUUUCAUACGUGGGGUGCUGCUCCGUAGCUAAUAACUAAUAAAUUUAUUGUUGUUCUUCUUAUUCCUUCCUCUAUUCCUCCUUUUUGCGUUCUUGGUUUAAUUAUCUUUUGUGUGAGUCUGUUUGUAAGCAAUCAUUCUUUUUUCAUGGCUGGAUGAUUAUGACGAUGAAAUUUUAAAUUCCUUUUUCUACAAAGGAAAUUUUAUUCAUUCAUUGUUGUGGGAACCUCAUUAGUCAUAUGUAAGCACAUGAGGCGAAUUCUUUUUCAGAUUGUUAAAGAACUUAAAAGCGUGCACAGUGUUUAUCAAUCAUAUGGCAGACGUGGCGAAAGAUCUUCUUGCUGGGACUCUUGGGGGAGCAGCUCAAUUGAUAUGUGGGCACCCAUUUGAUACAAUUAAGGUCAAGCUCCAAAGCCAACCUAUCCCCCUUCCUGGCCAACGUCCCAAGUAUUCUGGAGCGAUGGAUGCUGUCAGACAAACUUUAGCUUCAGAAGGCCCAAGAGGUUUGUAUAAAGGUAUGGGAGCUCCGUUGGCUACAGUUGCUGCACAAAAUGCUGUUCUCUUCACUGUCAGGGGACAACUAGAGUCCUUCUUUAGGCCUUAUCCCGGUGCCUCCCUUGAAGUUAAGCACCAAGUAGUUUGUGGGGCUGGGGCUGGCGUUGCUGUGUCUCUUGUAGCUUGUCCAACUGAGUUGAUCAAAUGCAGACUGCAAGCUCAGAGUGCACUAGCAACAUCCGGUUCAGUUGGUGUGGCAGUGAGGUAUGGUGGUCCGAUGGAUGUAGCCAAGCAUGUUUUCCAAUCGCAAGGAGUGAAGGGUCUUUUCAAGGGUUUGGUUCCAACUUUGGCAAGAGAGGUGCCUGGGAAUGCAGUGGUUUUUGGUGUAUAUGAAAUGCUAAAACAACACUUUGCAGGAGGUCGAGACACUUCUAAUCUAGGAAGAGGGUCUCUGAUGGUGGCUGGUGGUAUAUCUGGAGCUGCCUUCUGGCUAGCUGUGUAUCCAACCAAUGUGGUGAAGAGUGUGAUUCAAGUGGAUGAUUUCAAGAACCCAAAGUUCUCUGGUUCUAUUGAUGCUUUCAGAAAAAUCAUGGCUUUAGAAGGAGUUAAAGGCCUAUACAAAGGUUUUGGACCUGCUAUGGCACGUAGUGUCCCAGCUAAUGCUGUAUGCUUCUUGGUAUACGAAAUCACCAGAUCUAGUUUAGGUUAAACUAAACAAUUCUUUUGUGGACCUUCUUGUUAUAGGUGUAUGAAUCACAUUGGUUAUACCCCGUUUGAUUCGAGUUGGGUAUGACAAGAAAUAAAAUUUUGCUCAUUAACUCUUGCACUUCA